Molecule: messenger RNA, 2406 nt
Organism: Rotaria sp. Silwood2
Lineage: Eukaryota; Metazoa; Rotifera; Eurotatoria; Philodinida; Philodinidae
Source: the annotation of a GenBank genome assembly
AUGUUAGGUGAUCGAAAAACUGCUGUUUUACGAGGUGGUGCUCCCUGGGGUUUUCGACUUUCAGGCGGCAUUCACACACCUGUCUAUAUUUCUAAGGUUCGUAGUCGAAGUAAGGCAGCGCUUGCCGGUCUUACAACAGGCGAUACACUUUUAUCAAUUAACGGUGUAUCAUCAUCACAAAAGACUUUACGUGAAGUAAAUGAUGUAAUUGACACUGUUCCCGAUCAACUUAUUCUCGAAGUACAAAGUACAACAAUACAUCCUCGUCGUAGUCGACUUGAUUCAAGUUCAAGUUUAGAUACAAAAGAGAAUAGUCCUGUUCGUUCAAUACAUCGUAUAACUCCACAACGACAAUCAAUGGAUUAUCAAUAUAAUUCAUUAAAUACUGCACCUACAUAUCCAUCAUAUACUUCAACAUCGGGUUUUAAUCAAUAUGAUAAUAGUCGAGAUCAAGGUUUUAUGGAUUCAUUUGGACGUAAAACUAGUAAUCCAUUACCAGCGAUUUUUCGUACAGCUACAGUAACAUCAAAUUCAUCAUCACCUUCAACAAAAGGUCAACAAUUUAAUUAUCGUUCAGCAACUUCAAAUAAUACAUAUGAUACACCACGUAGUUAUAAUGAACCUAAGACAAGUGGUUAUAUUUCGGAUACAAAUGAUUAUCGACGUUCAACGGCUUCUUUUCGUUCAAAUAAUAUUAAAAAUUUAAAUGCUUCACACAUUGAUAAUACAAAUAAUCAACAACAAUCAUAUUAUAAACCAUCACCAACAACUUACAAUACAAAAAUAAUACAAAGUAAUGAUCAAAAUUAUUAUAGUGAUUCCGAGUGUGUUACAUCAGGUCCACGUUAUACAAAAAUUAGUCGACAAAUAAAUUCUACACGACGACCAAGUAAUAUUGUUUUACCAAUACGUUCAAUAUCAAGUAAAGCUUAUGAUGACUAUGUAUCACAAGAAAUACCGAAAGUUCAACAACAACCAUUUGAUAUGUAUCGUUAUCAACAAGAACAACGUGAGCGUCAAAGACAAGAGCAAUUACAAAGAGAAUUAUAUCAACAACAGCAAGCAGCUGCUGCUCGAUUCAAAAGGCCACCACAACUUACGUUUCCAUCUCAAGAUCAACGACGCAAAUCUGAUAGUGCCAUUAGUCAUGAGAUGGGUGCUGAAUUGCUCAAAUCACCUAUUCCAAAUAAAAAGCGUUAUGCUGAUUCAAGUUUCUUUAAGACACCAUAUAAUACUUAUCCAACUAUUGAAGAACAAAAACAAUUGGCACGAAAAAUUGCCCAUAUAUUAGAAGGAGGGGAUCCAGCUCAAAAAGGUACUUCUAAAUUUGAAAAACAACGUCAACGAGCAGAAAAAUAUGCACAUGAAACUGAAUCGACAUCAACAGCAACAACUGUAAGUAAUUAUCGACCAUUGCGUCAACUGCAAACAAAUGACAAAUUAUAUUUUGAUACAUCAAAUUUACCGGAUUGUAUUAAACAUAGUUUAGAGGAAGCUCAACAUAUUAAUCCAUUAAGAUAUGUUGGUACACCAGAAGAAUUUAAACAAAUUCAUAUGCAGGAACAUGUUACACAUACAACUGUGUCACCACAAGCAGCAAUGAGUCUCGCUGCUGCUUUGUAUCAAAAUCGUGGUAAAGGUGCUGCCUUAUUUCAAAAACGUAAAGCUCGUUCUGAAAAAUGGGUUAUUGAUGAAAAUAAUGUUAAGAAACCAGGCUAUCAACUACCAUCAAAUUAUAUUGGACCAGCAACAAAACCAUGGGGUCAACAUGCACCAUCAACAUGGUCUGCUGAUGAAAAACCAUAUUCAGGUCCUAGUUUUUCACCAAUUCGACCGAAAUUUAGUGUUCCAUCAACGCCAACUAUACCUGAGUCAAUUUUUACACCUCCACCACCAAAAAGUGUUCCGAGAUUUGGAGAUUUUAAUGCUAAACCGAAAGGUUUCAAUACUCGGAAUACAGAAAAUAUAACAUCACAAUCACCACGUACAAGUAUUGAUGUACGCAAACCACUUAAUUUAAAUACGGAACCAAGUAUUGCAGAAUCGCAUACAAGUACCGUACCUCAACCAUGGUCACCACCAUUGAAUUCUCAAUCUAUGUUUUCUCCAAAUCAACAACAGGAUAAUGAUUAUUUUAAAUAUCCAUCAACGAAUGUUCUUGGUAAAUGGAAAAAUCAAGAAUAUUCACCAUGGAAUCAACUAUAUAUAGAAGAACACAAACCAUCACAAAUACCAAUGACACGUGAAGGUGUUGAUUAUAUACGUCAACGUCUUAUGCAACAGAAUCAAUCAGUAACAACUCCACAAUAUAAAACAUAUAAUCAAUAUGUUGGCAAUAGUGCUAAUCAUAAUCUAUAUACAUCAUCUCAAGGAUCAAAACAACAGCAACAUUUUACGGAUCUUUAA